Molecule: messenger RNA, 2799 nt
Organism: Plasmodium vinckei vinckei
Lineage: Eukaryota; Apicomplexa; Aconoidasida; Haemosporida; Plasmodiidae
Product: conserved Plasmodium protein, unknown function
Exons: 1
Coding region: 1-2799 (932 amino acids)
Source: RefSeq, a predicted model, not a curated record
AUGACUUCGAAAGAAAAGGAGCAUAAUUUAAAUAAAAAAACGAAAAAUUCAGAAAUUGAAUUUUAUACCCCUAAAUCUAAUCUUUCCAUUGGUAGUGUAAAUAGAAAUGUUGCUAUUAAUAAUUUAUAUAAAUAUGUUAACAAAACCAAAAAAAUAAGUAAUAAUAAAAUAAAAAAAAGGUUUAAUGGCAGGAAUAAUUAUAUAAGCAUUGAUCAAUCGAAUAUAAAAUUGUCUAGCAUUUUUAGUUUAAAAGAAAAAAAUAAAAAAGCUGAAAUUAAUAAAGAUAAAUUUUUAAUCGAAUUUAGUAAAAGCGAUACAGUGUCUGAUAAAAAUUAUAUUCCUAUAAAUAAUAAUGUUAAGACCAAAAUAUAUGCUAUAAAAAAAAGUGAUAAGCAAUUAAAUAAUAAAAAGCGAAUUUUUUUUGAGCAUACAGAAAAUAUUUUAAGAUAUUUUAAAAACGUCAAUAGCACAAAAAGUGUAGAUAAGAUUCAAGAAACAAAUUGCGAACAAAAUAAACAUGAUGUUGAAAUUUCAAAAACAAGCAAAGAACAGAAUAAUGUAAUAAACAAUAAUACAGUAUAUAACACAUAUAGUAAAGAUGAUGAAAAAGAAAAAAUAGAAAAUAUAAAAAACAAAGAGACAAUAAGAGUUAUUAAUAAUAAUCAAAUUCCAUAUUUAGACAAAGUAUGUGAUUAUUCAAAAACAGCAAAAUGUGAGAAUUAUGAAAGUAGUAAUAUAUUAGACUUUGAAAAAGAUAAAAUAAAAAAUGAGAACCUACAAGAUGAUAACCACAAUGAUGUAUAUUAUGCAUUUUUAGAAACUAUGUAUAUAUAUUCUCAAAAAUAUUUUUUAUAUAAUAAAAUGGAAUACAUUAGUAAGAUAUUAUUCUACAAGCAACCUAAUUUAAAAAACUUUAUUUAUUUAAUCGAAUCAUUGUUCUUAAAAAAAAAAUAUGUUGAGCUAUUGAAUUUGCUACGUAUACAUAAAAGAUUAUGGGUAUUCCCAUGUCCAGAAAAAGACACAAACAAAAAUUAUAAUAAAAUAAAUAAAAAAAAAGGAGGUCGUAAUAAGCAUUGUAACGAUAUUCAUCAAGCAUUUAUGCAUUCGAAUAGUUCUAUUAAGAAAAUAUAUGAUUGCACAAACAUUAUAAAUAUUUCCGAUGAUAGCUAUAUUAAUGUAACGGGCGAUAAGCAAUUUUUAUGUAAAAAUUUCCAAAAAAUUAAAUGCAUAAAUUACAUAGCUUAUAUAAAAAUAAAAUCUCUACUAGAAAUAAAAAACAAAAAUUGUUUAAAUAAGGGUAUAAUGUUUAUAAAUAAGCUCAAUAAAAAAAAAUUGAUAAAGAAUAGUUGCUAUUAUUUAUUGCAAGUAAUUAUUGAUUUAUAUGAACUAAAAGGUUUAUAUAAUCACUCUUUAAAAUAUUCUAUUUUAUUAUUUUUAAAAUGCCCAAUAUAUCCCCAAAUCAUUCUUAAAUUAUUUGGGCUGUCUUUAUUAUCUUUAAAGGAUGAGAUAUACUUAAUUUUACUAGCCAAAUGUAGCAAAAAAGUAAAAUGGCUAAAAUACUUUCUCUUGUUUAUUUUAUACUCUGUUAAGUACCAAUUUCACAAUAGUAAAGUUUUUUAUCACUUUCUUUUCCUUAUUGAAAGUGUAACAAAAGCAAAACAUAAAAAUAAAAAAAUAUGUAAAAAUAAAUGUAAAAGUAGUUGCAGAAUGUCAGCAAAUGCCAUUAAUUAUGAUACCAAAUUAAAUAGAAUUAAUACAUCGAAUAGCAAUGCAUAUGAGAAUAGACAUCGAAUUAUUGAAAACCAUAGAUCUAUAAAUACAUAUAAUAGUAAUAAUAUAAGAACAAUACUAGAAAAAAAUUGCAGCAACGACGACGAAAAUAAUCAAAUAGAUAAUUGUUAUAUUUUAAGUAAUACGAUUCAGAAAACGAACCAAUACAAAGAGUAUAUAGAACAAAAUAAGUGUGAAAAAAAUAUGAGUGACCUUGAGAAACAAUAUUUUAAAGUAUCAAAUAUUUUUAAUGAAACUGAUAUGUUUCAUACAAAAAAUUAUCCUAACAUUUUAAUUUUUAAAAAAGUGAUUUUAUACAAUUCAAUAUAUAAUAAAAUAACACUUUAUGAUAUUUAUAUAUAUUUAACAAAAAAUAUAUUCUCUAAAUAUUUUCCAAGGGUAUUUUUAUAUUCAAAAAUAUAUAUUAUAAUAAAUAUAAAAAGAAGUUUUUAUGAGCGUAAUUAUUCUAUGUGCUAUAGCUUAUGUAAGUUGUUGUUAAUGGAUCAGAUAUAUGACUCUUGCGUAAUAACCUUUUUUGUCAAUUCGGCUUAUUUGCUAAAUAAAAUUAGCUGUAUUAAAAAAUUGGCUAUGGAACUAAAAAAAAUAAAUAAAUAUAUUUAUUUUUUAUUUUGCAAUGCGUCUUUACUAUUACAUUUUAAUAAAAUAGAAAGAUCUAUACAAAUAUACAAAUAUAUUAUUGAUACUUAUUCAAAUAUAUUUUCGGAUUUAUAUUUUUAUUCCUUGUCUAAUUUAAUAUACUCCUUGCAGUUAACUCAAAAAGCUCAUCAAAUUAUAAUUUAUUGUAAAAAUCUUAAUAAACUAUUUUUUAAUAAUAUUCAUUCAUAUAUAUUAUUGUCAUAUUAUUAUUUUGUGAAUAAUAUCCCCAAUAAAACUUUUAAUUCGCUAUUCAAGGCUUAUAGAUUAUACAACUAUCACCCUGAUAUAUAUUAUAUUCUAUCUUUGCUGUCUUUGAGUUACAAGAAGUAUGAUAUAUGCAAAACGUAUUCUUUAGGCACCUCUAUCAAUUAG